AUGGCGAUGGAACGCACCAGAAUUGCAAAGGUUGACAAUGUAACCCUUUCAAGACGAGGCGAGCAUGUCAAUGGAACUCUACACCUCACACCUCACCACCUCAUCUUCGUCCACACUCCUCCUGCACCUGCACCUCCAGCAUCGGAGGACACGCUUGCCCGAGCCGUUAGACCGAGAGAACUCUGGAUUACAUACCCUAUCAUCCAGCAGUGCAACUUUCGGCCCGCGCCACUCGCCUCCCGACAGCCCAGCUCUAUCCGCCUCCGAUGCCGCGAUUUCACGUUUGUAUGCUUCCUCUUUCAGGACGCGGCCAAAGAAAAGGCGCGGGAUGUAUAUGAUAGCAUUAGGGCUUGGACAUGCAAACUGAGCGGAAUCGAAAAGCUCUACGCCUUCAGCUAUGCCCCCACCGGUGCCGAGCGAGAUAUGAGGCCGAGCGGAUGGGCAUUGUAUGACCCUAUGCGGGAGUGGAGGCGGAUGGGAGUGGAAAACCCGGCGAAAGAACGCAAGUGGAGGAUAUCAAAGCUCAACACUGAUUACUCGUUCAGCCCUACAUAUCCUGCCCUGUUGCCUGUCCCAGCCUCGAUAUCCGACGUGACACUGAAUUACGCAAAGUCUUAUCGCUCACGUGCGAGAAUACCGGUCCUAACAUACCUGCAUCCGGUUAACGAUUGCUCCAUCACAAGAUGUUCACAGCCACUGGUUGGUGUCCGAGGGAAUAGAAGCAUCCAGGAUGAAAAGUUGCUGGCGGCCAUAUUCAACACGACGCGAGCAGAACGGCCGUUGAGUGAGUACAACUCACCACCACCAGAGCGCGAGGAUUCAGGAGGAUCGAACAUGUCGAACAUGACUCUUUCGAACCCGAGUUCGAAUAUCGACGAUGUGCAACAGCCUGAUCCUGAAGCGUUGGAAGACGCAGUGAUUUCCAAGUUGCGCGGGGAUGGUGAUACGGCUUCAGACGCAGAUGAGAAAAAGCCCUUGGUGUACGGUGCACAGCAGAGAAAUCUGAUAGUUGACGCCCGGCCGAGUAUCAAUGCCAUGGUAAAUCAUGCUACAGGCAUGGGAUCGGAAGAUAUGAACAACUACAAAUUUGCCACAAAAGUGUACUUGGGCAUCGACAAUAUCCACGUUAUGCGAGACAGUUUGAACAAGGUUGUGGAUGCUCUCAAGGAUUCGGAUCUGACUCCCCUCGGCCCAAACCGCGACUUACUGCAGAAGAGCGACUGGCUGAAGCAUAUUUCCAGUGUUCUGGAUGGAGUGGGCCUGAUCGCUCGCCAGGUUGGACUUCAGCAUAGUCAUGUGCUCAUUCAUUGCAGUGAUGGUUGGGAUCGCACAAGCCAGCUCUCAUCUCUGAGCCAAUUGUGUCUAGACCCUUACUAUCGCACCCUGGAAGGCUUUAUUGUGCUGGUCGAGAAAGACUGGCUGAGUUUCGGACACAUGUUCAAGCACCGAUCGGGCUUUCUGAGUUCGGACAAGUGGUUCCACAUUGAGAACGAGAGGAUAGGCCGUGGCAACGAGGACCCCGAUGGGAAAGAACAGUCCGGUGCCAUGUCAGGGGCGCAGAAGGCUUUCGAGAAUGCUUUUCUCAGCGCAAGGGGUUUCUUUUCAAAUACGAGGAAUAACGACUCGCGCGAGAGUCUCAACAUUGAUUCGGACAUGGACGCAGGUGGUAACGAUAGCGAGAGUCAAGCUAACCGCCGAAUCGUUUCGCGCAGUGGUGGAAAGGACAAGGAAAAGCCCACCACCAAGGUCAAAGAGACGAGUCCGAUUUUCCACCAGUUUCUCGAUGCAACAUAUCAGUUGGUCCAUCAGUAUCCGACGCGCUUUGAAUUCACAGAACGAUUCUUGAGGAGAUUAUUAUACCAUCUAUAUUCGUGCCAGUACGGGACUUUUCUUGGUGACAGUGAGAAGGAGAGAAAGGAUGCACGACUCGCCGAGCGUACACGAAGUGUAUGGGACUACUUUCUGGCGAGGAAAAAGGAGUUUAUCAACCCGAAGUACGACCCCGUCGUGGAUGAUAAUGUACGGGGAAAGGAGAGGUUGAUUUUCCCAAAGCCUGGAGAAGCGAGAUGGUGGAAUGAACUCUUCGGACGAACGGACGAGGAGAUGAACAGCAAGCCCACGGUCAAGGUGGGCGAUGGCGAGACAAGUGAUAUAUGGACAUCAGUCGGUGGUUCCCAAAGUCAAAGUCAAUCUGGUUCGUCGUCGAUACCUGUAAGCCGGGCUAGAACUCCUGUCUUGAUCGGAGUGGAGACCGCUGAAGCCAGCGUGGGAUUGACUAGACAAAAAAGUCCAGAACCGAUGAACAGAGGGAUGAGAACGCCUAUUUCUGGAACAGCUUCGCCGUCGUCGCAGCAUUCGAGUCAAGGCACACAGGCACAGAUGACUAGGACGAGAAGUCCUAUGGUGACGACGGAGGCGGCCGAACCUAUACGAGAUGAGCGUGUUGAUGUCUUGCAGAGAGAGAGAAAUUCAGAAACUAUAAAAGACACGAGUGGCGCGAAUCGCAAUGAGCAGACAAAUCCUUACGUUGAUCCCCGGGAAGGCAACUUUAUGGACGAAACGAAUGAUGUCGAGGAGUUUCAUGAUGAUCAUGAUCAUAACAAAGGCCAUGUUGGUCGUGUCCAUGCAGAGGAAGAAGGAGAGAAUGGUGACGAUGGCUUUGGCGUCGUGCAGAAUUUGGCCGAGGACUUGGAUCCCUUGGGUAUUGGUGAUGUCAAGGACAUGACGCAACAAUCUAAACGUGCGCAAGCUGCCAUUGAGAGGAGAAGAGAACAAUUGGAAUUACUGAUGAAGUGA
Messenger RNA from Exophiala spinifera, 2796 nucleotides. RefSeq lists its product as uncharacterized. Gene Ontology annotation, biological process: dephosphorylation. The coding region runs from base 1 to 2796 and encodes 931 amino acids. The transcript is spliced from 2 exons. The record is from RefSeq and is a predicted model, not a curated record. Lineage: Eukaryota; Fungi; Ascomycota; Eurotiomycetes; Chaetothyriales; Herpotrichiellaceae. Gene Ontology annotation, molecular function: phosphatase activity.